AUGGCAUACAUCGAGACCGAUACUACCGCCUCCUACCUUUCCUUCCUCUCCUACCUACGAUUUCGUCCCAUGGAUCAAAACCUGUAUCAACUCUCUGCCACGGCGCUGCAGGCCAAGUUGACUGCUGGAGAAAUCACCAGCGUUGAUUUGGUCGAGUCGUGUUUGGCUCGCAUCGAGCGAUACAACAGCCGCCUCAACUGCCUAUUGAGCAUCCGGCCACGAACGCAGCUCUUCGCCCACGCCGCCGCAUUGGACGCUGAACGCCGUGCGCGACCCAGCGCCACGCGAAGUAAGCUGCACGGCAUUCCGAUCAUCUUAAAAGAUGCCAUUGUCACAGGUCCCGAGCUGGAUCUGUUGCAGGAGGCAGGCAUGAUUAUCCUCGGCAAGUCCAACAUGACGGAAUUUUGCGGCCUCAAGUCGAAUUUCAUAAAAUCCGGAUGGAGUACGUGCGGAGGACAAACAAACUCGCCCUACAGAAAACGGAACUUCAGUGAAGCGGAUCAGCCUAUCACGGCAGGGUCGUCAUCGGGGUCAGCCGUGGCAGUUGCCGCCGGUUUCGCUCCCCUAUCCAUCGGAACCGAGACUUCAGCUGCUUUGGUAUAUCCAGCGAGCGUUUGCGGUGUAUAUGCAUAUAAGUGUGGCCAUAAUUCGGUCCCAAUGGAAGGCGUGUUCAGCAUCAGCGAGAGUUAUGACUGCGUCGGGCCUAUCGCAAGGGAUCCGAAGGAUAUAGUUGCUCUAGCUGAAAUAUUGCAACAGAAUUCCAGGUUCAGUAUGGUCAUUGCGUCAAGUGCAGGCGAUGCCGGGCAAGAAUUCCGCGGCUUUGCUGUCGGCGUCGUCGCAAGCACAUGGGGAGUGCACGAAAGCCUUGUUGCUGCAAAAUGGGGAGAUGCACAAGUGAUAAAGGAAUACGAAAACGCCGUCGCCAAGAUGCGAGGUCGAGGGGCCCGUGUCGUGUAUCCCCUCCAGGCACCGGAGUCGGAUAGUAUACGAUACGACGGAGAGAAUCUGAUCAGCACGUCUUAUGGCGAAUUCAGCGGCAGAGUCAAGGAGUUUCUCCGAUGUUUCGAAUUCGCCGGCAUUAAAGACCUGAAAGAUAUCAUAGCCUGGAACGACGCCCAUGCCGACACGGCACUGCGACCUCCUUAUGAUACGCAGACCGAGCUCAUUGCUGCGGUAAACAGCAAAAUGCAGCCAGAAAUGCUCCGAAACAUCGUCCCACGUCUCCGCCAUCUGGCAGGCAAUAACGGAAUGUCUGAGGUUAUGCGACGCAGCGGGGACCUUGACAUUGUGCUCUCGUCAUCCGAAUGCCAGCUCGUCACCUACGCCGCCACCGCGGGUUGGCCCUGUGCGACAGUACCCUUGGGUAACUGGCGGAAGAAUGGGCAGCCUUACGGCAUGUUUGCACUAUCAAAGGAUGGCGAGGAAGAAACGCUACUGGGAUUUGUCAGUGCAUGGGGAAAGGUAUUCGAAGGUGUGCAGGGACCAGAUUUAGAAAUGAUGCCGAAGGAAAGUGCUCGAGGAAGGCGAGAGUCCACUUCAGGAUCCUUGCCAUGA
Cordyceps militaris CM01 is the source of this 1554-nucleotide messenger RNA. Its product is annotated as amidase, putative. The record is from RefSeq and is a predicted model, not a curated record. The transcript is spliced from 5 exons. Lineage: Eukaryota; Fungi; Ascomycota; Sordariomycetes; Hypocreales; Cordycipitaceae. Bases 1 to 1554 code for a protein of 517 amino acids.